GUAUAAUUUGUUAGUAAGUGCAGUCGGGUUGACAAGAAGUUUUGAGUGUUUUCUCUAGAAUUCCUUGGAAAUUCUUAUUGAUUUUAGAUAUUUUUACAGGUAAAUCAUAACCUCACAAUGUCCCGUCUUGGAAGAUUCCUCUUUUCCCGGACACCCUGGGCACGAAGACUUCCAGAAACUCUUCCUAGGCGUUCAAUGGCAACAGGGAACCAGCCCAAAAAGGCCAUUGGCCCAAUUACGUGGCGGAGCCUUGGGAUAAUCUCAAUUGCCGGGGCUGGUGUCAUGGGAUUCAUGUAUUACUUGAAACAGGAAAAAGAUAUGGCUUUGCUUAGGGAGCGAAAGAGGCAGUUGGGGAAGGCGGCAAUUGGUGGGAGAUGGGAACUUGUGGAUUGUGAGGGAAAGCCACGGAAAUCUGAAGAUUUCCGUGGUCAGUGGCUUUUGAUCUACUUUGGAUUUACUCACUGUCCUGAUAUAUGUCCUGAGGAGCUGGAGAAGAUGGCCAAAGUUGUGGAUCAAAUUGAUGAGACUAAAGAAGUACCCAAUAUUCAACCUCUGUUCAUCACUGUUGAUCCCGAGAGGGAUUCCAAAGAGACUGUAGGGAAGUAUGUGAAGGAAUUCUCGCCGAAAUUAUUGGGUUUGACGGGAACUGUUGAGCAAAUCCAGAAGGUUUGCAAAGCUUUUCGGGUUUAUUACAGUGCCGGACCUAAAGAUGUCGACGAUGAUUACAUUGUCGAUCACACGAUCAUCAUCUACCUGGUGGAUCCCAACGGAGAAUUUGUAGAUUACUACGGGCAGUCGAUGCAGGCGGAUCAGAUAACGACGUCCAUCAUGGUCAACAUGGCCAAGUUCAAGCAACUGAAUGAAAAAUCCUGGUUUGGGUGAUAUCCGCCCACUUUCGAGUACUUCAAAGUAGAAUAAGGGUUUAAAAAAAGGAAAAAAAAGUCGUGAUGUAACAUAUACAAAAAUGCAUUUUCACUUUUAUUUCCAUUCUCA
Messenger RNA from Phlebotomus papatasi, 993 nucleotides. RefSeq names its product protein SCO1 homolog, mitochondrial (gene Scox). Gene Ontology annotation, biological process: intracellular copper ion homeostasis; mitochondrial respiratory chain complex IV assembly. Gene Ontology annotation, cellular component: mitochondrial inner membrane. Gene Ontology annotation, molecular function: copper ion binding; copper chaperone activity. NCBI's taxonomy places the organism in Eukaryota, Metazoa, Arthropoda, Insecta, Diptera, Psychodidae. The transcript has 5 exons. The record is from RefSeq and is a predicted model, not a curated record. Bases 118 to 882 code for a protein of 254 amino acids.